Messenger RNA from Acanthosepion pharaonis, 978 nucleotides. Lineage: Eukaryota; Metazoa; Mollusca; Cephalopoda; Sepiida; Sepiidae. The record is from the annotation of a GenBank genome assembly.
AUGAGAUUUCUUUCAUUAUACUCAAUUGUCUUCUUCUUCUAUCUUAUCUAUAACUUUUUCUUCCUAUUUCUCCCUUUCCUUCUCUUUCUACCUUCUUUUCCACUCUGCUUCUUGCUCUCUCCUACCCUUUCUCUCCCACAAAGUCUUUCAUUCCCUCUUCAGUUCUUUCUCUCUUCAAUAUUCCCCUUCAUCACCGCCAUGUUACGACAAGCUAGCUGUUUAUCUAUUUCAGCCCACUUUAUAUCUAUCUAUCUAGCUAGCUACCAGUUUGUUCAUAUCUAUCUCUCUAUCUGUUCAAAUCUAUCAGUUUGCUCAUAUCUAUCUAUCUUUCCAUCAGUUUCUUCAUAUCUAUCUUUCCAUCAGUUUCUUCAUAUCUAUCUUUCCAUCAGUUUCUUCAUAUCUAUCUUUCCAUCAGUUUCUUCAUAUCUAUCUUUCCAUCAGUUUCUUCAUAUCUAUCUUUCCAUCAGUUUCUUCAUAUCUAUCUUUCCAUCAGUUUCUUCAUAUCUAUCUUUCCAUCAGUUUCUUCAUAUCUAUCUUUCCAUCAGUUUCUUCAUAUCUAUCUUUCCAUCAGUUUCUUCAUAUCUAUCUUUCCAUCAGUUUCUUCAUAUCUAUCUUUCCAUCAGUUUCUUCAUAUCUAUCUUUCCAUCAGUUUCUUCAUAUCUAUCUUUCCAUCAGUUUCUUCAUAUCUAUCUUUCCAUCAGUUUCUUCAUAUCUAUCUUUCCAUCAGUUUCUUCAUAUCUAUCUUUCCAUCAGUUUCUUCAUAUCUAUCUUUCCAUCAGUUUCUUCAUAUCUAUCUUUCCAUCAGUUUCUUCAUAUCUAUCUUUUCCAUCAGUUUCUUCACAUCUAUCUUUCCAUCAGUUUCUUCAUAUCUAUCUUUCCAUCAGUUUCUUCAUAUCUAUCUUUCCAUCAGUUUCUUCAUAUCUAUCUUUCCAUCAGUUUCUUCAUAUCUAUCAAUCUGUCAGUUUUAUUCAUAUGUAA